Molecule: messenger RNA, 2310 nt
Organism: Balaenoptera musculus (blue whale)
Lineage: Eukaryota; Metazoa; Chordata; Mammalia; Artiodactyla; Balaenopteridae
Gene: KICS2
Product: chromosome 10 C12orf66 homolog
Exons: 3
Coding region: 53-1390 (445 amino acids)
Biological process (GO): cellular response to amino acid starvation; negative regulation of TORC1 signaling; protein localization to lysosome
Cellular component (GO): KICSTOR complex
Source: RefSeq, a predicted model, not a curated record
GGAAGUGCGAGGGAGAGGCGAGCCACGUGGGUGGAGCUGGAGCGCAGCUCGCAUGGGGGAGUCUAUCCCGCUGGCAGCCCCGGUCCCGGUGGAACAGGCGGUGCUGGAGACGUUCUUCUCUCACCUGGGUAUCUUCUCUUACGACAAGGCCAAGGACAAUGUGGAGAAGGAACGAGAGGCCAACAAGAGCGCGGGGGGCAGCUGGCUGCCGCUGCUGGCGGCCUUGGCCCACCUGGCCGCGGCAGAGAAGGUCUAUCACAGCCUCACCUACCUGGGGCAGAAACUAGGGGGCCAGUCUUUCUUCAGCAGGAAGGACUCCAUCCGCACCAUCUAUACUUCCCUGCAUAAUGAGCUGAAGAAGGUGGUGACUGGCCGUGGUGCCCUUGGGGGGACCGCACCUCACGUGGAAGAGCUCCUUUCCCACCUGUCAGAGCAGCUGUGCUUCUUUGUUCAGGCUCGGAUGGAGAUCGCAGACUUCUAUGAGAAGAUGUACACCCUCAGCACACAGAAGUUCAUCAAUGCCGAAGAGCUCGUUGGCCUUUUAGACACCAUCCUCAAGAAAUACAGCUCCAGAUUUCACCACCCCAUCCUCAGUCCUCUGGAAAGCAGUUUCCAGCUGGAGGUCGACGUACUGAGUCAUCUCCUGAAGGCCCAGGCUCAGGUCUCCGAGUGGAAGUUCCUCCCGUCUCUGGUUAACUUACACAGCGCUCACACCAAGCUGCAGACUUGGGGCCAGAUCUUUGAAAAGCAACGGGAGACCAAGAAACAUCUGUUUGGAGGGCAGUCCCAGAAGGCCAUUCAGCCCCCACACCUUUUCCUUUGGCUGCUGAAACUCAAAAACAUGCUUCUUGCCAAAUUUAGCUUCUACUUUCACGAGGCACUGAGCCGACAAACGACUGCUUCAGAAAUGAAAACGCUGACUGCAAAAGCCAACCCAGACCUCUUUGGAAAGAUUUCCAGCUUCAUCAGGAAAUACGACGCUGCCAACGUGUCCUUAAUCUUUGACAACCAGGGUUCCGAGAGCUUUCAGGGUCAUGGCUACCACCACCCCCAUUCCUACAGAGAGGCCCCAAAGGGCGUGGAUCAGUAUCCAGCCGUGGUAUCUCUGCCCAGCGACAGGCCUGUCCUGCACUGGCCCAAUGUCAUCAUGAUCAUGACAGACCGCACGUCCGACCUGAACAGCUUAGAGAAAGUGGUCCACUUCUAUGAUGACAAAGUUCAGAGCACCUACUUCCUUACCCGCCCAGAACCCCACUUUACCAUUGUUGUCAUUUUCGAGUCAAAGAAAUCUGAAAGAGACUCCCACUUUAUUUCCUUCCUUAGUGAGAUCUCACUUGCCCUUAAGAACCCCAAGGUUUUUGCAAGUCUGAAACCUGGAUCCAAAGGUUAGAAGGUGAUUUGUGUGAAAGGUUUUCAAGACUGGAAAUUGUGUUCUUAAUUGCUCUAACGAUCUACAGUGGUCUGUGAUUAGAGUUUCCAUCCACCUGUGCUGCUUUCAGAUCUAAAUUAAAGACACAUCCUCCCUAAUUGUGUUGCACCCUUUAUAAGCAAUUAAGGCCAGCUGAAUACAUAGCCAAAGAGUAAGCUAGGUGAUCAUGGCUGCCGGUCUCCGUGGUACAGCAAGGUACUUUCGGCAUUUUCUCCUUUUUUCCUGUAUUUCAUGUAGAUUAAUAUUUAUUGGCCUUUGAUUUUUCUUUCCAGAUGUUUUAUAUUAUUCUAAACGUUGUGUUCCAGUACAAUUUCAAACGCCCUCUCCUUUCCCCCUCUUUCUGGAUGAAUAAUUGGGAUACGAUAUUAAAUGGCUUUUUUAGAAUCAAGGACUGUUUUCUAGCUCAUAAAUUAGCAAAUUAACGUGAAACUUUAAGGUUUGUGAUCAACAAAUUAAUAUUUUUGAUGCCAAAAUUAGGGUCUUGGUGAGAAAUUUCUAUCAGUUUGUGAAAUUGAAGGUGAAUCAGAGUGGUAGCCUAGCAUUUGGUGUUUUUUUUUUGUUUUUUGGAAUUACAAAGCUACUUUUAAUAUUUUGGGGUGAGCCCCACAGGAAUAAAAAACACUGGGAAGGGGUAACCCCCUCACCCCCAGGAGUGGCCCAGGGGCAGAGAGGCUACCUGAGGGGAAGGAAGCACAAAAGGGACUCGCUGCAGACUCAGGGCAAAGGGAAUGCCAUCGGUGCUGGGACCUGUGAGCACUACAGGAGAAAACGCGAGCGUGGUGGGACUGGCUCCAGGCACACAGGCGAAGGGCAAGAGGGUUGGACACGAAGCCACAAAGCUACUUGGGUUCCUCCUUCUUCUCGUUUGCCUUUUUCUGCUU